AUGAGAAUCAUAGAAAGAUUCACCACCUCUCUUCAACGAGGCCCAUUCAACUCCACAAUCCAGACCCGUUUCAAGAAACCCGCCAACACGGCUCAGACCCGUUUAGAGACUCGUACCCGGGACCCGAAACUCGACCUCCUUACAUUCCACCACCGCCGGCUCGAACUCAUUCUGAGCCUCCACAGGCUCAUCUCCGCCAAGAAACGUGGGCCAUUUGUCUCAGUACAGCUCCUCUCCAGAUGGGCUCCACACGCCGGAAUCGAUACCCUAACUGCCGGCGCUUUUAUACGGAAAUACCCCCAUGUGUUCGAGGUAUUUACGCACCCGAUCCAGCGAAAUGUUUGCUGUAAAUUUACGCCGAAAUUUAUCGAAUUGUUAAAGCGAGAAGAUGAAAUUCUAUGUGAAAUGGAAGAUAUUAAUGUGGUUAAGAUAAGAAAGAUAUUAAUGAUGUCUGUGAAUGGGAAAAUUCAUUUACAUGCAAUUAGAUUGAUUAGGAGAGAACUAGGUUUGCCUGAAGAUUUUAGGGAGUCCAUUAUUCAAAAAUAUGAUAAUAUUUUUAGAUUGGUUGAUUUGGAGAUAAUGGAAUUGGUUGAUAGGAAUGAAAAUAAUGAGAGUUCAAGUUAUGUGGCGGAUGUUGAGAUGUGGAGGGAAAAGGAGUAUAGAGAGAAAUGGUUGAGUGAAUUCGAGACAAAAUAUGCAUUUCCAAUUAAUUUCCCAACGGGGUUUAUGAUAGUUCCAGGAUUUAGGGAGAAAUUAAGGAAUUGGCAAAGGCUUGCGUAUGUGAAGCCAUAUGAAAGAAUGGAAAAUGUAAGCAUCCGUAGUUGUGGAGGAGUUGAAAGGUACGAAAAGCGAGCAUUAGGUAUUUUUCACGAGCUCUUGUGCUUGACGGUUGAGAAAAAGGUGGAGGUUGAGAGAUUGGCUCACUUUCGGAAGGAUCUUGGUGUUGAGGUUAACAUUCGCGAGCUUCUUUUGAAACACCCAGGGAUUUUUUAUAUUUCGACUAGAGGGAACACACAAAUGGUUUAUCUUAGGGAAGCAUAUGAUAAAGGGUGUGUGGUAGAACCAAAUCCGGUUUAUGAUGUGAGGAGGAAAAUGUUGGAGAUUAUCUUAUUGGGGUGUCGUAAUACUAAAGAAUUGAGAGAGUGGUCAGAAGUUGAGGAUAGAAGAGAGGUGUGUAAUGAAAAUGAACUUGGCACGAGAGAUGGUGAUUUUGUUAUUCCAAUUUUAGAGAGCUUUUCCAACGGCAAGAUAUGA
Molecule: messenger RNA, 1254 nt
Organism: Fraxinus pennsylvanica
Lineage: Eukaryota; Viridiplantae; Streptophyta; Magnoliopsida; Lamiales; Oleaceae
Source: the annotation of a GenBank genome assembly